Molecule: messenger RNA, 423 nt
Organism: Macrosiphum euphorbiae (potato aphid)
Lineage: Eukaryota; Metazoa; Arthropoda; Insecta; Hemiptera; Aphididae
Source: the annotation of a GenBank genome assembly
AUGCUUGUUCCGUUCCCACAACUGAUGGGAAGUUGUGGUAGUGGAUUUUGUUGUAAUAAUAAUUCUAAUGCGCCAAUACAACUAGCGGCAAUAAGUCUACAGACAUUUUCAGGUAUUACACAAAACGAUCGAAUUAGCGAUAUUCAAAGAGUUUUCCAUUUGAGCGCAUCAUUAUGUUAUCGGGUGAAGCGGCUCAAGUCAUACAAGGCAUAUAAGCAUAGAGCCAAUUAUAUUAUCGCUUGGGAAAGUUUGAUUGGCAGGUAUAAUAAUAAAAAAGUGCUUAUUCAAUCACAUACUAGAGGUUUAUACGAAUUAUCAGUGAUAACUGAAGAAUCCAAACAAUUGGGAAAAUUAAUUUUCAAUAACAUUUUAAUUAAGAUAGAAGCUAUCCUAAAUUAUCGACUGUUCCUGGUAACCGCUUGA